This is a messenger RNA of Leptinotarsa decemlineata (Colorado potato beetle), 1969 nucleotides long. Its product is annotated as BTB/POZ domain-containing adapter for CUL3-mediated RhoA degradation protein 3. The record is from RefSeq and is a predicted model, not a curated record. NCBI's taxonomy places the organism in Eukaryota, Metazoa, Arthropoda, Insecta, Coleoptera, Chrysomelidae. Gene Ontology annotation, biological process: protein homooligomerization. Gene Ontology annotation, molecular function: protein binding.
UAACUGUCAUUUAAUUUAUUUCUAAUUUUUGUAUUCUCUUCUCUAUUUUUUUUCAAGUAGAUAAAAUCAAAGAUUAGUCUAAUUGAUAAAAUGGUGUGAUAGCAUCGGCUGACAAAAUAUGUUAAUUUGAAUUUCAUUUUCUGUCAAGUGAUCUAAUUCAUCCUACUAAUCAUUCAGACAUCAAAAAACACUUGUUUUCAUACUUUUCUGAAUGUUCAAUUCAGAAAUAAAAACAAUGUCUGGAAAAACGACGAUUAAGGGAAACCCAUCCCAGUAUGUUAAAUUGAAUGUCGGGGGUUGUUUGCACUACACGACGAUUGGAACUCUUACUAAACAUGACACUAUGUUGAGAGCUAUGUUCAGUGGACGAAUGGAAGUUUUGUCCGAUUCUGAUGGUUGGAUAUUAAUCGAUAGAUGUGGGAAACAUUUUGGCACAAUCUUGAAUUUCUUACGAGAUGGAAGUGUGUCUUUGCCAGAGUCUUCAAAAGAAAUAGCUGAGCUGGUAGCGGAAGCCAAAUAUUACUGCAUUGCUGAACUAGCUGAGUCUUGUAACAAAGCUUUGGCUAAGAAGGAGAGAGGAGAACAAGAACCUAUUUGUGGAGUACCUUUAAUAACUUCGCAGAAAGAGGAAGAAAUGCUAAUUAGUUCUACUACAAAGCCUGCUAUAAAAUUACUAAUAAACAGGCAUAAUAAUAAGUACUCCUAUACAAACACCUCAGAUGAUAAUCUAUUGAAAAAUAUUGAAUUGUUUGAUAAACUUUCCUUAUGGUAUAAUAAGAGGUUGCUAUUUUUGAAAGAUGUUAUCAGCACUAGUGAAAUAUGUUGUUGGGUGUUUUAUGGACAUGGAAAAAAAGUAUCUGAAGUAUGUUGUACUUCAAUUGUAUAUGCAACAGAUAAAAAACAUACUAAAGUGGAAUGUCCUGAAGCUAGAAUAUAUGAAGAAACUCUAAAUAUUUUACUGUAUGAAAGUAGAAAUGCUCCCGACCAGGAACUUAUGCAAGCAACAUCUACAAGAGGUGCUGUUUCUGGUAUAUCUUAUACCAGUGAUGAAGAGGAGGAGAGAUCAGGUAUUGAGAGACUUAGGUCUAAUAAAUCUAACAAUCCUGCUUAAUUUUGCAAUGAUUAACUGUAAAUAAUAUCUUUUAUUAUGGGUGGAAAGGCUGAUAUAUGUUGGUAGUCUAUUCGUAUCAUCAACUAUUGGCUCAAUGAAGAGAAGAAGAGACUGUUUUUAACUUUUGCCAAAUAUUAAUUGCUACAGUGACCUUCCAUCAUUGUGUACCACUUACAUUACAUAAUUACAAUAUUUUCACUGCUUAGGACCAUUGACUGAUCUAUAGAUACCUUUGAAUCUUUAAAGAUUCUAAUUUUUUUAGAAGUGGAUAUUUUAUUUUUUAUCCUGGCUUCAUCAAUAUAUUCCAAUCUAAAAUGGGAAGGUAAAUGAGUUAUUUUUCAAUGUCAAUUUUCAAAAGAAGAAGAAAAUAGUACCAUUAACCCAAAUAAACCCCUAAAAGACUCCUAAUAUUAUUGACAGUAAUAUUCCAAAAUUGAUGUAAUUAAUAAAUAUGAAGAUUAUACUGAUACUUUUCAAACCUCUGUGAAACAAAAAACCGUUUUAUUUUUAAUGUGGGAAAUUACUAUUUGAUGGCAUGUCAUUAGUAGUUCUGUGAGGAUGUUUUAAAAUAUAUUUGUAUAUCAUUUUUGAGUUUUUUAAGGUAAUUAGCUGCAAAGAAUUCUUUUCAGAAUGAAUUUCUCAUUACUAUGUGAUAAUUAUGCACAUUUUUCCAUUAGAACUUAAAAUGUCAAAUUUCAAAUUCUAUUCAAACCACCUGUUCAAUUAGUACUUGCAGGUUUGCCCAAAAUGAUUAUUUGAAAUUCAUUACAGAAAAAACAAAGUUUAAGAGUAUUAUAUCCAUCAUACCUUAUAGAUUUGAAUCUUUCAUAUUUUGUAAUAAAGAAGUAAAUACCAGUA